CAUAGAGGGCGCUUCGAGACAAAAUAAGGAAGUAAAGAAAAUGUGAAGUCUUCUGCUGGAAAAUAGUAAUAGAAAAUGAUUAGAUCUACGUUUCUUUCUAAUUAGCAAGCUUACGAGUACAUCGAAAGAUGGGGAAAGAUCAAGAUUUGCUGGAAGCUUGUCGCACUGGCAAUGUCAUUGCUGUCGAAAAGCUGUUAGCUGGAAGACUUAGUGCCAAGAGGGGAUCCAAACAUUCGUUAAGUGGAGGAGCUCUCUCAACGUUAUCUAAAAGUUUAUUGAGCUUAAAAAGUGCUAACGUUAACUGUGCAGAUGGCAGUGGUGAGACUCCCUUACACUUGGCAGCUCUAAAUGGACAUAAAGAAAUAGUUUUAAUGCUGUUAGAGUGUGAAGCUAAUCCAACUAUACUUGAUACACAAGACUGUUCCCCUUUACAUCUUGCAGCCUGGAAUGGUCACACAGACAUAUGUAGUCAGCUUUUGCAGGCUGUAAAUGGCCAAACUCUAAUUAAUCUACAGACUAGAGAAGGUAACACAGCUCUACAUUUCGCAGCACAACAUGGACACACCCAAACUUUGCUUCUUUUGUUACAGAAUCGAGCAGAUCCUACCAUUCGCAAUCUUGAAGACCUAUCCCCACUUGAUCUGGCAGCCCAGUAUGACAGGCUUGACAUAGUCAAGCAGCUGAUUACUUCUCAUCCUGAACUUGUUGUCCAGAGAUCCUUGACCAUAACACCCUUGCACCUUGCUUCUAGAAAUGGCCACAGGGCUGUUGUUCAGUUUUUGCUAGACUCUGGUUUUGUCAUUGAUGCUAAGACUGACAAAGGAACAGCCCUGCAUGAGGCUGCCAACUUCUGUAAGCUGGAUGUCAUCAGGCUGCUAUUAGAGAGAGGCAUCGACAUAACAGUGAAAUCUCAGACAGAUUGUACAGCUGAAGAUAUUCUUAGAUCAAUACCAUCUAAGGCUGCUGAAGAUGCUUUGAAUAUCCUCAAAUCUCACAUAUACCAUCAACGAACCCCUGAUUCUGAUGGGGAACGAGGCAUUGUGGAUGCAACCAGCAUUGUUGUUCCUUUAGCAACCAGCACAGCUUCAGAAACACAUCAGCUUGCUAAAACCAUUCCAGCCAUUACUAACACAGGCACUCCCACUGUUCCAAGCAUUGUUGAAAAAAAGACAAACCUUAUUAGUAGACGUCGACAAAUUGUUACUUGGGUCAGUCUUCCACCUAAUCCUGAUCUUUCAUUGCCUCCUCCUAUUCCACCUCGCCAGUCAGUCAGGGUACCAGACAGAAGUGACAGCAUUAAUGAAUCCAAUUUGUGGAGUGAAAGGAUAAAAGAAACUGAGCACACUGCCAGCCCAAUCCCCUUUGCAGGUUUAACACCAAUCAAGAUACCAUCUGAUAGAGAUGUGUCCAGUGAUGAAGAUAAAACUAAGCAACUUACUGCUAGUCCUAGAGAUAUCAGUCCCUCAGCAAGAAGUCCAUCUGAAUUACCUAAAAAGCCCCCCAGGAAAAAGCCUCUGAGCUUUCGACGCAAUGAUCAGUUUCAGCCGUCAUCAGGGGAUAGCACAGUAGGCAGCAACUAUGUAAACUUUGACCCUGAAGUAGAGAGGGCUUUACUGGAGGCCAAGAUUUCUGAAUCUCAAGAUAAGUCUAAAAAUGACCAGCAUGCAACUGUGAUACCUGAAAAAAUAAACUCAGAAAUAGAAAACAAUGCCCCUAUACAAAUGACCUCAGUACGGAAUGAAGAUGUGAAGUCUGAAAAUGUUGACCUUGAGCCUGCUGUAGCAGAUGCUGAAGUAUCAGACAAGAAAAGUGAGCCGUCAUCCAAACCCCCCACAUCACUAGACAUACAAAAGUCAGGGACAAGUGGUCCAGAGCCUGUGCCUCGCUCUCCAUCUCAUCAUCGGCAGCCUCCUACCCCAGACUGCCCCCCACCAUCGCCGGGGACAGCACUUCAAAACAUUCACAGGAAGAUUCAACCCAUGGAAAAAAGAAAAUCUCGAGACAUGGAAACCAUCACUGACCUUUCUCUAACUGGCCAAGACGAUGCCAGUCCCCACAAUGUCUCCUUGGCGAGCAUGGACACACUAACUCCAGUCAGCGAAGAUUCUGGGGCCACAACCAAUGGGACCCAGCCUAGCAAAAAGAAGCCAACACCCCUUCCUCGUAAAUCUAGUAUUUCUUCUGAAACCAGAGAUAUAAUAAGGCCACCACCGUCUAGCCAAGAUUCAGGCAGUCAUGGAGAUGGACCCUCUCAAAAAUCAGAGGUUGAAAGCUAUGGUGACCCAAACAACCUUACCCAUGGUCAUGCUGGGCAGUCAAUGAACAGCGACAGAGUCCAUUCAUUUAGGAGAUCCAGUUCAGACUCUUCAACCACCAGCAGCACAUUCAUGGAGAUAGAGGACAGUGUGGUGGAAAUGAGACGGCCACUAAGCGUUGGAGUAGAAAGCAGUGACUGGGAAGGACAUGCCUUUGCAGGUCUUCUAAGAGGCUCUGUCAUUGGCCCUGCUAGAGAUGUUGUCCACCAAUUGAGUGCUAGUAAUGCUCUGUGGAAGAAGAGGAAGUCCACGCUCUCCACGUUUGCCCCUGUGAUGGAGGAAGACAAAGACAUUGACUUGGAGAAGACAUUUAGAGCCAUAGACAACAUUCAAGUAGUGAAAGAUGCUGACUGCAAGAAGUCUGAUGAAGAAGUCUUUGUGGAUGAUGAGGAGGACUGGGCUAAGAUCAAUGCCACCUUUGCAGAGUUUGGUGUGAGCAUUGGCAGAGAGUCUGUGUUCAUACGUGAGCAUGAAGGAAAAUUCAGGCAGUUUUUAACAUCAAAUGAAAAAGGUGAGAACAAGAUACAGAGUGUGGGAGAAUGGCUGACAGAUAUUGGUCUGCCACAGUAUGAGAACACCUUAGUAGCUAAUGGCUUUGAUGAUACAGACUUCCUAGGUAGCAACAUACUAGACGAACAAGAUCUCAUUGUCAUUGGUGUUGAUAAUGCUACACAUCGAAAAACUAUUUUAGAAGCUUCAGCCAAGUUGCCUCUUCUGCAGCCUAUUGAUGCCAACAAUGUACCUCAAACUGUAGCAGAGUGGCUUGGCUCCCUACAGCUAGACUAUUAUUUUGAUACUUUUAUGUCUCAUAAGUAUGAUUCCAUGGACAGGGUGGUCAAGAUAUGGGAAUUGGAGCUGGUUACUGUAUUAGAUAUCUCAUCUAUUGGUCAUAGAAAGAGAAUACUAGCUUCACUAGGAGAAAGAAAAGUGGAUACUUCAUCUAGUCCUGCCAGGACCAGGCUACCUAGUCUGGAUAGCCUGACAGAACCAAGGUCACCAUUUGAACAUGUAGACCUAUACAGAGACUACACUGGAGUCAGGUCCAAAGUUACAGACAAUGGAAGUAACUCUGACCGUCCCCAGGAAACACUUUUAGAAUUCGACCCAUCAAGUCCAUUAUCACCUGGCCUGGGCAAAGCCAUCAGAGACAGCACCAUACACAUCCGAGCCCCAAACCUGAUGCACUACACAGGAACCAUCAAACAAUGGAGACACAAGCCAGAGACUCUUAUAAAGGGAUGCUGCAAUUACACUGCUCAUUACUUAGGAUCUACACUAGUAAAAGAAUUAAAUGGGCCAAUGUCCACCCAGGAGGGUAUCACAAAAUUAAAGCAUCGUUUGCGCAGGAAACUACAGAAAUCUUCCGAAGUCAUCAGCAAGAUACCUUCCAUUAUGUUGUCCAUUUCAUUCAAAGGUGUCAAGUUUAUUGACGCUGUUUCUAAGAAAGUUGUCUGUGAUCACGAGAUCGCCAACAUCUUCUGUGCCUGCCAGGAUGGGGAACACUUAAACUUCUUUGCCUACAUCACCAAGGACAGGGAGAACGGCAAGAACUAUUGCCACGUCUUUAGCGUCAGAAACAGGGAGUUGGCAGGUGAAAUCAUCUUGACUCUUGGGGAAGCCUUUGAAAUAGCCUACCAAUUGGCGCUAAAGGAGAGGGCGGAACAGGACGCUGCCGAGUUCGAUAAAUUGAGCACAAGCGAUGACGCUUCUUCUCUCUCAUCAUCUCAACCUUGUGUGAAUACAGUCUGAUCUAUGCCACACAACUUCACAUAUACAGUGUACAAAAAGUGUUUCAGCUGUUUCAAGGUUGCUGCUGUUUGUGACUAUGUUGUUCCAGGAGGUGGUACACAAAGAUGUACAUGCUGUGUGUACUGUGUGAUUACUAGAGCCAGUAGAGUCUCCUUCUAGAGUCUUGUCUCUCUCAUUGAAGCUUCAAGCCAAUACUGUUCUAGCCAUAACAUUGUUUCUUGUAUAAUGUAAGUGGAUGUGUGACAGAAUGACCUCUGGCCAGUCAGUACCUUGAGGGGGUGAAAAUAUUUUACUGUUGUUGUCUACCUGUGUAGUCCAUUAUGUACACACUACUUGCCAAAUCUCUUUUUGUUGUAAAAACAAAUUUCUUGAAUAUUAUCAUCACUAUUCUAGAACUAAUUACAUCAAUAUAGAUACAGUACUUGUCAAAUCUUUUUUUUUUUAUUUUCACGGUAACCAGAAACUGGUACCAUCAUUUUCAUCUUUGACCCAGUGAUUAGUAAAUUGAGAUUUAUAUUUCAUUAUUGAAAUAGGUUUUUUUUUAGUUUUUUCAUACUCGAUUUCUCUGUAAGUCAAAAUAAUCACUGAGAACUAAACUCUCACAUUUCUGUGACCUAUAACUUUCAACUAUUCAGAAGAAUGAUUACCAAAUAUUUGUCUAAGCUGACAUGAGGCAUUAUUUAGAGUUGACUGGAUUCAGGGUCUUCUGUAUUUCCAUACUGAUCAAGCUCCAUGUGAAAGUCAAAUGUUAAGCAGAAUUUGGAACCUAGACCUUUAAUAAGCAUCUAGGUGCUCUACCUCACAGCCACCCUAUCAGAUAUCACAUUGAGAAGUACUGUUUAAGAAAAAUGUAAUGGACACACACACACACACACACAUAUAUAUAUAUAUAUAUAGCAUAUGUGCUUAUACAAAUUUGAAGCAUUAGUUCAUUUGAUCAAUUGACCUAGUCUUUUUACUACUUUUAUAUUCUCUGUCUUUGUCUUUUAGUUGUAUUGUAAAUAUUUGCAUUAUUUAGAUAAUUAGAGAAAAACUUUUUAUUUUUAUUUUUCUUUAUAUAAGGAUUUUUUUUUGCCAUAUAAUUUUUGUGCAUAAUACAUCAAUACUUAUAUUUGAACUGGACUCAUUCCCUGGAUUGGGGUCAUGUUCUGGAAGAUUGACCUGGAGAUUGGAGAAACAUAAUCUGUUUCCAAAGCAAUAUGUCUCUGAUGUGUUAGUAUAUGAGCUUUAUAAAUAUAUAACAAGUUAAUCAAAUGGUUUCAUAAUACCUUAAAACCAGCUGAUUGGGAAAUGCCAGGGUUAUUAAUUAAUUGCUUCUUUUAUUUCAUAGUACUUAAAGCCACUCAGACAAUCACUAGAGAUGGACCAUUACAACUAUGUGGGCCAGUGCCAUGAAAAAAUAAUCUAUGGGCAUUUUAGGGUUGUGUGGGGAAUGUGAAAAAAAAUUGGUGAAUUUUUAGUCUGUCUCAAACUGGAGCUACGAAGCUCAAGUAUUUCAAAGGCAAGUCAUAGAAAAUACAUAAUAUUAGUCAGUUCUUUGUCCAUCGCUGCCCAUAUUGUUAAAUAGAAUGUGGCUUACCUUGUUUCUCCACAAACCAACUUAUCUAGCUCCCACAGCAGAAAGAAAGGACAUUGGUCAUGCUAAUCUCCAGUUAUGCAGUUCACUCCCACUGCCUAGAUUCCCUGCACACAACAAGAGCUCAUUGUGAUACAGUAAAAACAAUUUUCUUUUUAUUUUGUAUAUUGAUAGACACAUUUUAUUAUUGAACCUUAUUUUCUUCUAUCACACCCAUAUAUAUUUUUUUUUAAUAUAUUUGUUAAUGUUUGCUUGUUUUCGUUGGACUGGGAGAGAAGCUGAUGCUCAGGUAUGUUGUAGUGGUAGGGCUAGAACCUUAGAAACAGUCAGAGACAAUGAUGUAGUGUAUUUUUCUUUCUAAACAUUUUUUUUUUCAUGGGGGGGGGGGGGGGGGGGGGCUGGGAAUCAUCAAGUCAAAAUAUUGGGUAUUGAGGUCUUUAAUCUGUGAAUUGGCCAUGUAGGUCAUAAAUCAAGUUGUUGUUUUUUUACAGUAAUAAACUUUUUUUUCCCCUUCUAUCGAGGAAAACCUAACCUUUGGCUAUGUAUUACAUACUUAAUGUUUUGUUAUACAGAAUCAAAAGAUUGACUCUCAUAUCAAGCAUUGUUUUUAUACUAUCAGUAUGUUGAACUAUAUCAACUAACAAGUGAAAGAGACUUGUACAAAAAAAAAUGAUCUUUCCAUGUGUUGACAUUAUUUUCUGAAGAACUAUCUUCAACUGAUUGCCCUGCUGACUAUCAGUAUUUACACUUAACCACUACUUGGGAAAAUGAACCUGAAAUAAGUGCCAAUGCUAUCAGAGAACCUGAAAUAAGUACCAAUGCUAUCAGAAGGAGGAAGGUAGAUUCUUUGUUCAUACCUUGUGUUCUAUGGGAAGAUAAUGUAAAGCUCAUCUGUUUUUGUGUCUGACAUUAAAAGAGGGUGGCCUGCACAAUGACCAAUCAUUUUUACUUCUACAACUUAUGUCAGGUACUCAUUAGACUUAGUUUGGCUCAGGGGUGUCCUGAAAUUGGAGAAGCUCAAAAUGCCAAUCUUAACUGGGAUUUGAGUUUAAGUCCAUUCUUUUCAGAAGCCAAGCACCUUACCACUCAGCAACCUUACCCCCUUCCAUUAAAUAGCUGUUUUUUUGUGAAUAAUUGUAUUCAGUAGCACCCUCUUCUUUUUUGUCAUUGCAAUACGUUUUUAGUUCCAACAUAGCAGGGCUUUUGAAAGUGAUAUCAAAAUUGACUGGACCACUCAUUAGUGGGACCUCCUGAAUGUUAGAUUCAGACUACUUCAUUCUUAACAUUGGUAUUAUUAACUCUGCAUCUCAGCCUGGACAUUUAGUGCCAUUUGAAGCAGUGCUCUAGUAGUAUGAUUGAAACAAAACACUUGACAGGUUUUGAUUGCAUGUUCUUCACAUAUCAUAGCACUGAUGAAGAACACCACUUGGAUUAACUUAUAAAGACUUGCUGUCAGAAUGUGUGUGUUGUGUUGGAAUAGUAAGCUUUAUUUUGCCAUAGACUUUUAAUUGUAUUUUAAUUCACAAUUUACUUUUAUGCACACACUUGUUCAGUUAAAAAGUUAUUUUUAUUUUUACUUUCUCAUCAAUAUUGUGAUGUUGUUUUUUUUGUAAAUUUUGUUACCAUUAGAAAGAUUAUAAUAUAUUUUUAUAAGUGUUUUUUUUUUAAUUCAUUUUUUUUUAAACAAAUUUAACUUAAAUUUACUGCAUCUAUUUUGAAAUAAUCUACUUUUUUUUUGUUUUCAUAGUCAUUUCAUUGUAUAUGGAAUCAGUCCACCGUUGGCUGUCUUGAUCCACUAACUUUCUAGUGUUGUUGUUUUAGACUUAACAACAACCUGAACAAAUCAUAUAUCUACUUAAUUUUUAUCCAAUGCUAAAUGUGAUAUAACUUUGACAAUUUUUUGUUUUGUUUCUGUAUGUAUAAUUACAAUGUUUGUAUUAUGCAAGAUUAUCUGUGUAUGUUUCUGUAUGUUUUGUUCAUAAACUUUUUCUGUUCUGUGACCUAAAAGAUUUAAAUAUAUAUCUGACUAUUUGUAGUUCUUUGUUUUUCAUUGUGAUGGACUUGUGACUUUCCUUUGUGACCUUUAUAGCUGAAUGUCUCAGACAGUUGUACAUUUGAAAAACAAAGGGGCUUGGGGGGGGGGGGAUUAAGAUAAAAAAAAAAACUUUACCAAAAAGAAAUCUGUGUAUGGAUGACUUCCUAAUCAUGUGGUAUGUGUUUCUGACUGUCAUUCAAGAUGGUCUUAAGUUUGAGACCCCCUGUCAUCCAGCUGGAGGAGCUAGUAUGUCAUAUCUUUUAGUUCUGAACUACCAACUGAAAUGUACAACAAAAAUGAAUCUAUGAAAACUACUUAAUGUUUAUGUUUGACAUCAUCAGUAUUGAUUUCAUGUUUGUGUCUCUCUAUAAUUAGUCAUUGUAGGCUUUACAGCUGCUGUCAUUGUAGCAAUAGUAGUUGGAACUAGUAUCUUCCCAGCCCCUUUGUCUCUGCAAUAUGUUGAAGGCCCAAACGAUUACAACAGUGAUGAAAGAUAAUGUUAUUCUCUUGAAAGUUUUUUUUUGGGGGGGGGGUUCAGAUAUUUUCAUGAAGCCAGACCAAAAUGCUUUUUUUUUUCAAACCUCUAAACACUGGAGAUAGAAUGUGAAGAAAAUAAAAAAAAACAUUUUUAAUACUUCAUCAAUUCAACAUUUUUUAUUUCCUGCCAUGUUUAACAAGUGGGUGCCAGGAGGUAGAUUUAGAUUUUGUGAGAUUAUGUUUAGUGUUAGGUUUUAUUUAUUUCAAUGGAAUAUUAUUACAAUGUAGGAAAUACAUUUGUUUUAUAUUAAUUUCCCAAACAGUAAUUGGUCUUUGUGAAUACUUUGUCCUCAUCUGCCUCUCACUUCUGACAUGUUUUUAAUUCAUCUUUCUGUUUAGCUUCAAUAGAAUACGUUCCUGAACUGAAUGGACACAUUUUUUCUUGUCAAUCCUAAUGUAUUUCUUUGUUCGUUCUAUUAGCAGAGAACUUUCACCUUUUGUUUGAAUGUACUAAGAUUGUCUUUUCAAAUUGUAUCCUUUCAUCCUGUAAGUAGCUCUUAGCUUAUCUAGACUGAACAAUGAACCCACCACAACGAAAUGCAAUGCAAUGCACUUUCCAUUCUCUUUUAAUCUAUUCUUAAGCUCAACUCUUAUAACUGGUUUGUGCCUGAUGGGCAAUUAGUAAUUAAUUGAAACUCUUGUAUUUCGUAUAAAUUAUUUAGUGAUGUCCAAAUAAAAAAAAAAUUCAAAAAAAUAUUUCCCAUGAUCUUUGAUGUCACUAAAACCUGGCACUUCUAUGCCUAGAACUCCACAUCUAAUAAUUUGGCUUUAUUCUAGUGUCCAAUAGUUAAUCUGGAUACAUAGACCAGCUAGUAGCUAGCUACAUUAAACUCUAGGCACUGUUCUAUUGCAGUGAUUCCCAAAGUGGAGCAUGCAUACCCCCAGGGGUACGGGAAGACGUUGGAGGGUGGGUACGCGUUGCACCUCAUUAACUAUGCUGAUUUUUUUUAAAUACCUAUUUAUUCUCUAAAUUAAAGUGUGGUUGGGGGGGGGGGGUGAGGGGUACUCAGAGUUACAAAAAUUAUAACAGGGGUACACAGAGGUCAAAAGUUUGGGAAACACUGUUCUAUUGGACUCAUUGUCUUAUGUUGGCUUUGAUAGUUCCAAGUUGUGUUCUUUCUUCCCUCAGAUUGAGUCCUUCAGAAGAUUGGGCUGGGCAUUUUGUACAGUGACAAGACAUAGGCCCAACUUAAAGAUUUUCUAUGAUGCUAUUUGGCAAGUCCAACGAUCUUUAAACCUCAUUUACAACAUACUUUGUCUGAUAGCUCGUCCUAGUAGUGGAUUACCAGGGCUGCUAAUGACCAUUUGAACAUUGAUCUAUUUAGAACAUGUGUUAUCUUUUCUAUGUUCAUCUUUGUUUGGGGAGAUGCCAAUAGUGGCUAAUCGUUUGCUUACUUAUUCAUAGUUGCAAUCAUAUCGGUACAGUUAGUUCCCUUGUGCAUUCAAAAUGGCUAUGAUUUCUUUAUCGAGUGAGAGGAGACUUGAAUAAUGUUUUCUACUUAGAUUAGUCAUAAAUGGGGGUGGGGGUGUCUUUUAUGUUCUAUUCACUAUUUUUCGUUGAUUGUGAACUGAAUGCUUUGUUUAUUCUAUGUUUCAGUACAUUGCCAUACUUGACAAAUGACUCAAUAAAACAUUCUUUGUUUUUUUAUUUUCA
This is a messenger RNA of Biomphalaria glabrata, 9866 nucleotides long. Its product is annotated as ankyrin repeat and sterile alpha motif domain-containing protein 1B-like. The coding region runs from base 129 to 4064 and encodes 1311 amino acids. The transcript is spliced from 30 exons. Gene Ontology annotation, molecular function: protein binding. The record is from RefSeq and is a predicted model, not a curated record. NCBI's taxonomy places the organism in Eukaryota, Metazoa, Mollusca, Gastropoda, Planorbidae. Gene Ontology annotation, cellular component: cytosol.